Molecule: messenger RNA, 999 nt
Organism: Colletotrichum chrysophilum
Lineage: Eukaryota; Fungi; Ascomycota; Sordariomycetes; Glomerellales; Glomerellaceae
Exons: 2
Coding region: 1-999 (332 amino acids)
Molecular function (GO): catalytic activity
Source: RefSeq, a predicted model, not a curated record
AUGACUGUCCGCACUGUAAAGGUCGCCUGCACCCAGGCCGAGCCCGCUUGGGUCGACCUCCCCGCUGCCGUCGAGAAGACAUGCAAGCUCAUCACUGAAGCCGCCUCCAACGGCGCCCAGCUCAUCGCCUUCCCGGAGUGCUGGAUUCCCGGCUACCCCUGCUGGAUUUGGUCGCGUCUCAUCGACUUCGACCUCAACGUCAAGUACAUCAAGAACUCUCUCGCUGUCGACUCCCCAGAAAUGGGCACCAUCCAGGCCUGCGCCAAGGCGAACAACAUUGCCGUGUCUCUCGGCUUCUCUGAGAACGACAACAACUCCCUCUUCAUCGCACAGGCCCUCAUUGGCCAGGACGGCGAGAUCAAGGUCCACCGCCGCAAGAUGAAGCCCACGCACAUGGAGCGCACCAUCUUCGGCGAUGCGUCCGGUCACUGCCUGAAGAGCGUCGGCGAGCUCCCGUUCGCGCGAGUUGGCUCCCUGGCCUGCUGGGAGCACAUCCAGCCGCUGCUCAAGUACAACACUAUCGCCCAAAAGGAGGAGAUCCACGUCGCAGCGUGGCCGAGCGUUACCCCGCAUGGAGGUGGCCCCGAUAUGUGGUCCAUGAGCGCUGAAGGAUGCCAAACGCUCUCGCGCACGUAUGCGAUUGAGUCAAAUGCCUUCGUGCUCCACAGCACUGCUCUGAUUACCGAGAAGGGUGUUGCGGCACAUGGCAGCGCCCAGGGUGCCAUUAUGAACAGCCCGGGAGGCGGCACGUCGGCCAUUUUUGGACCUGACGGCCGUAGGCUCACGGAGCCCGUCGAUGACACUACGGAGACGAUUCUGUACGCCGAUUUGGACAUGGACAUGAUCCACAGGACAAAGAUGUUUGCAGACUGCACGGGUCACUACAGCAGACCUGACCUUUUGAGACUGUCUGUUGACAAAGAGAUCAAGGUCGUACUUAGGCUGCACAGCGAUGCUGACAAGGAUUCAAAAUCGGAAGAGUCUGUGGUGGUGUUGUAA